AUGUACCUGAUCACUGUGUUUGGAAACCUGCUCAUUAUCCUGGCUGUCAGCUCAGACUCCCACCUCCACACCCCCAUGUACUUCUUUCUCUCCAACCUGUCCUUCGUAGACAUCUGUUUCACCUCCACAACCAUCCCAAAGAUGCUGCAGAACAUAAGGACACAGAGCAAAGUACUAACCUAUGAAGACUGCAUCACCCAGAUGUACUUUUUCAUCCUCUUUGCAGUGCUGGACAUGUUUCUCCUGACCGUGAUGGCCUAUGAUCGAUUUGUAGCCAUCUGUCACCCCUUGCACUACACGGUCAUCAUGAGCCCCCAGCUCUGUGGUCUGCUGGUUCUGAUGUCCUGGAUGAUGAUUGUCUCUUUAUUUUAUUGUACAUGUUUAGGAGUGUACUUUAGCUCUGCUGCUACCCACAGCUCACAUUCAAGUGCAAUUGCCUCAGUGAUGUACACAGUGGUCACACCCAUGCUGAACCCCUUCAUCUAUAGUCUGAGGAACAAAGACAUAAAGAGGGCUCUGGAAAGAAUCAUUAGGAAGGGAGGUAUAAAAGUGUUAUCUGUUCUGGGGUUGAAGAACUACCCAUGA
This is a messenger RNA of Dama dama (fallow deer), 585 nucleotides long. Its product is annotated as olfactory receptor 7A10-like. Gene Ontology annotation, biological process: G protein-coupled receptor signaling pathway. Gene Ontology annotation, cellular component: membrane. The transcript is spliced from 2 exons. The coding region runs from base 1 to 585 and encodes 194 amino acids. NCBI's taxonomy places the organism in Eukaryota, Metazoa, Chordata, Mammalia, Artiodactyla, Cervidae. Gene Ontology annotation, molecular function: olfactory receptor activity; G protein-coupled receptor activity. The record is from RefSeq and is a predicted model, not a curated record.